This is a messenger RNA of Kuraishia capsulata CBS 1993, 693 nucleotides long. RefSeq lists its product as uncharacterized. The transcript has a single exon. The coding region runs from base 1 to 693 and encodes 230 amino acids. NCBI's taxonomy places the organism in Eukaryota, Fungi, Ascomycota, Pichiomycetes, Pichiales, Pichiaceae. The record is from RefSeq and is a predicted model, not a curated record.
AUGCCAAAAGAGGAAGAACCAUUCCAAAAAUUGCCUGAGGAAAAAGAUUCCGAGGAAAUCAGCGAUAUAUCAAGUCAACUUCGAGAGAUUUUUGUGGGGACUUCUCCAGAUGGGGGAGAGGAUACCGAACUCAUUGAGGACGAAAGCGAUGUCACUAGAAGUCAAACUGCGGAUGAAGUUGAGAUUGAUACCGCAAGCGCCAAAUCAGAUGAAGAGAAGGUAAUCAAAGCAGCUGGUGUUAAUGUAAAAGACAAUCAUGAGGUUUCGUCCACUCUGGCUGAUGACCGCAUCACCGAGCCAGAAUCAAGCAAAGAGACACCGGGCAAUUCUGCUAAAGUUCCAAUCAAAAGACCAGCUUUGAGACAACCAACUCAUAGGCGUAUCCUGAGGGCAAACUCAUCAAAAAAACCCUCUUCAAGAGUGGUUAGAGAGAGGUUGAUCAGAUUCAAAGAAGAUGGAGAAAAGGUGCAUGCUAAAGUUCCGUCACUGGUGAGGAAGAGAAAGGGCAUGAGUGAUGUCAAUGAAGAGGCAGCAGCGGACGAAAUUGGGAAUUCCAAAAGGAGAAAACCAUCCAAUGAAGAAGCGAGUCCUGGCGAAGACAAAUCCACGAGUGAUUCACAGACAAUGGUUGCCAUAGCACUUCUCAGCAGUAUCGCAGUCAACUCUAUCAAGCGUUUUUUCAACCCUGAGUGA